AUGAGCGGCUUAUUCCGGGACCGACAGCGGACACUUUUCUCCCGAGAACCAAGUGACAGCGACGCGACUCCGAUGACUAGUGCAAACCUAAUUGAGGGAGCGACCUUAAUAGGCGCGAUGCUGGCGUACCCGUCGCGCUUAUACUCCUCACCUCAACCGUCGGGCUUGUCAUCAAUGUCAAUCUCGUAUGGUACUAUUGCAUACAACGCGGGAUUGGGGUUGAUCCACAUACUUUUCGUUUUUGCGAUCAUUGGACAAUAUCGGUUAGUUCGAUUUAUCCCGCGCUUUGUACUCCACUUAUUAAUGGCGAGGAAGGCGUUUUUUAUUCCGAAUAAGCGUACGCUACAUUCUUCCCUCCCUUCCUCUCUUGUUAUUUACGUCCAACAUGCACCUUGUAAAUUAAACAGCCUAUUCCUUAAACGGAUGUCGGCAUUGUCGAGGAAGAGGUAUCCCACUGUUCUCGCUGUAGGUUCCUCUUCUGUCUUUGGUGUAAAGGUUGACGACGGGGAUAGCCAAAUAGUUCGUCCUGUUUAUGCUUGGCUGGGUGUUUACGAUCGGGAAUGUUCCGUCACUGGUGUUAUCCUAAACUGCAACUCAACCAGACAUGCCAACCGAGAUCAAGAACAGACCGAAUUUCGUGAGGGUUGUGAAUUCGUUGGUGGUUUGGACGCUUUCUACUGGAUUGGUUAUGUGGUGGUUUCAGCUGUUGCGUUUGUGCUUACGUAUAUCCUACUCCCGGACACAUUCAUCGCGCUGGCUAUCUAUCUCGUCCGGGGGAACAUAUAUGCCAAUGCCGUUCUUGCACUAUUACAUGGCUGGGUUAGCCCCGUUUUCGAUAGGAUUCCGUUCCGCCGGUUACCUUACUACCCUCUCCUCCUCCUCCUCACUCUCGACGCCGAUGCCUUUCACUCCAUCUUGCUCGUCGUCAUUCUCUCCGAUCUCGUUAACGUCGUCUUGGAUGCCGCCCACGUUGGGUGGAGUACUAGUAGAUUCUUCGCCAAUGUAUGCGUCCACGCUGAAAGUACUAAGCGCCCGCUGUCAUUCCCUUUGCCCGCCACCUUUCAGGAAGGUGCUAGAAAGGAAGGUACGAUGCCCAAUCCUAGUUCAUCAAUAUCCUGCACUCCCAGCGAUGAUAUCAACGAUGCGUGCGAGUUCUAUGAAGAGCAUGCCCUCUGUCCUCGUCAACUUCAUGAACUCAUCCAUCCGCUCCGCUCAAGACCGCCGGUGAAGUCUGAGAAUUGUCCGGGGAGAACGUGCGACUGUGGGCCCGAAGACCACGGUGAAGUCGUAGUGUUGGCCGCGACCGUGAACGGAGGUUCUGGCUACGAACGUCUUGUCGACGUUUCGUCCGUCCUUCACCAGCCACUGAUCGUCAUCCUCUCUAAUCCGCAUCAUCGCCCUUGGUCGCCAGCCCUCGCUAAACCGUCUCCACCACCUCCCAUUGGUCUGUCCGGCGUGGCGUCGUCGAAUGCAGUGGGUAUCCGGGUAGUUAACAACCUGUACAUCGGUGAAACACGUCGUUCCUAUGUAGAAAUAGUGGUGAUUGUUGCCCGACUUGUCAUCUUGAAAUUGCCGUGGCAGGUGGUGUCCUCGUCGUUGAUGUGGUUACAUAACGCGAACACAGUUGAGGUACUUGCUUCGCCGCCGAGCUUCUCGAAGCAGCGCGAGGACGGCGUAAUGAAAGAUCGAAGCAAAAUCGCAAGAGCAAUAAUGUUGCUGUAUGAGUCUGGCCAAUCGUGGUGGCGUGGAGUCAGAGAGGCGAGGGAGGUCAAGAUAAGACUGAUGGGUGCACAAGGGGGUGCAUUCGAAAAGGAUGAUGAGGAGGCGCUGGGGACGUGGUCGAGCCAGAUGGUGCAAAGCGGGGAAGGGUCUGAGGAGUGCUGCAUACACAAUCCAAGAUAUCCCCUCUUUUGUCUCGUCACGGUGCCACUCGCCGCUUUCACCUCGCCCUCUCGCGCAUCAGCCCCAUAG
Messenger RNA from Laccaria bicolor S238N-H82, 1971 nucleotides. RefSeq lists its product as uncharacterized. The transcript is spliced from 26 exons. Bases 1 to 1971 code for a protein of 656 amino acids. NCBI's taxonomy places the organism in Eukaryota, Fungi, Basidiomycota, Agaricomycetes, Agaricales, Hydnangiaceae. The record is from RefSeq and is a predicted model, not a curated record.